This is a messenger RNA of Anarrhichthys ocellatus (wolf-eel), 703 nucleotides long. RefSeq names its product actin related protein 2/3 complex, subunit 3 (gene arpc3). The record is from RefSeq and is a predicted model, not a curated record. The transcript is spliced from 7 exons. Bases 102 to 638 code for a protein of 178 amino acids. NCBI's taxonomy places the organism in Eukaryota, Metazoa, Chordata, Actinopteri, Perciformes, Anarhichadidae. Gene Ontology annotation, biological process: regulation of actin filament polymerization; Arp2/3 complex-mediated actin nucleation. Gene Ontology annotation, cellular component: Arp2/3 protein complex; cytoskeleton.
CACUUCCUGUAAAGCUGAAGGGUGGGACAGGCGGAAGCUGGGUCCUGCCGUGCUAGUAUUUUUCUCUCGCUGUGCAGUUGGACUGGUAUUUAUCACUCAACAUGCCGGCGUAUCACUCGGGGCUGAUGGUCCCCGACACCAGGCUGGUGGGGAACAUGGCUUUGCUUCCUCUUAAAACCCAGUUCAAGGGACCUGCUCGAGGAGACGGUAUAGAGUCGGACAUCAUUGACGAGGCCAUCUACUACUUCAAGGCCAAUGUUUUCUUUAAGAACUACGAAAUCAAGAAUGAGGCGGACAGGACGCUGAUUUAUGUCACACUGUACAUCUCUGAAUGCCUGAAGAGGCUACAGAAGUGCAGCUCCAGGAGCCAGGGAGAGAAGGAGAUGUACACUCUGGGCAUUACUAACUUCCCCAUUCCUGGAGAACCUGGCUUCCCUCUCAAUGCUAUGUAUGUUAAACCUGCAAACAAGCAAGAGGACGAGACUAUGAGGGCGUACCUCCAGCAGAUCCGCCAGGAGACCGGCUUGAGGCUAUGUGAUCGCGUGUUUGAUCCCCAGACAGACAAACCCAGCAAGUGGUGGGUGUGCUUUGUCAAAAGGCAGUUCAUGAACAAAAGUCUGUCUGCUCCUGGACAGUGAGCCAAUCAGGACUCAGUUUCUGUUCUACACCUGCAAGAUGGAAGGGUUUUUCUUUGGGGGGGGGG